Vigna angularis (adzuki bean) is the source of this 762-nucleotide messenger RNA. RefSeq names its product secreted RxLR effector protein 161-like. The transcript has a single exon. The record is from RefSeq and is a predicted model, not a curated record. The coding region runs from base 1 to 762 and encodes 253 amino acids. Lineage: Eukaryota; Viridiplantae; Streptophyta; Magnoliopsida; Fabales; Fabaceae.
AUGCUACAGGAGUUUCAGAUGAGUGACUUGGGUAAACUUAGUUACUUUCUUGGGAUUGAGUUCACUACAACUGAUAUAGGUAUGAUGAUGCAUCAGUCUAGAUACGUUAUAGACAUGUUAACUAAGUUUAACAUGGAUCAAUGCAACUCUGCUAGUACUCCAGCAGAAGUUGGCAUAAAACUCGAGAAAGAUCCUGAAGAAGAAGUUGUUGACCCUACUGAGUAUAGAAGAAUGGUUGGGAGCCUAAGGUACUUGUGCAAUACAAGACCUGAUAUUAGCUAUAGUGUGGGUUUGGUCAGCAGAUUUAUGCAAAAUCCCAGAAUGUCUAAUCUGAAUGCUGUAAAGAGGAUCCUAAGGUAUCUAAAAGGUACCACUGAGUAUGGAAUUCGACUGCCUAAGUAUGGAGCAGGAGGAGAGGUAAGAGUAAUUGCUUACUCUGACUUUGAUUGGUGUGGGGACAAGGGUGACAGGAAGAGUACAAUAGGGUAUGUGUUCUACUUUGAUGGGGCACCUAUCUCUUGGAGCUCUACAAAGGAACCUGUUGUAGCUCUGUCUUCAUGUGAAGUAGAGUACAUUGCGGCAUGUGAAGCCACUUGUCAAGCAGCCUGGCUUGACUCACUGAUGAAGGAGCUGAAGAUUGAAGGGAUAGGGAAGGUCAGACUGCUUGUUGACAACAAGUCAGCCAUUGACCUGACUAAGCAUCCUACAUCACAUGGUAGGAGCAAACAUAUUGAGACUCGAUUUCAUUUUAUCAGAGAGUAA